GAAUAAAGGGAAAACAGAUAUUUCGAAAUAAAGCGAGUUAAUCUUUGCCUGGAAGCGACACGUGCUUCCACGAAGAGGAAUAUAAAAAUAUGCACGAAUGCAGUUUUUUUUAAAGAAGUCCCGGGGUUGUGCAAUUUGAGCGAUUUUGGAGGCUAAACCGUACACCCCUGCAACGGGGUGACUUUUCUUUUCCUGGUGAAUAUUGCAGAUCUACAUUCUGGGCUUUGAUGCUGUGGGGUUGUCGAAGUGAGCGUACGCUUUUGACGCCUUGGAGAAAAUCGUAGUCUACGUGUGGCGCGCGCUGAUUGCUCGGUAGGCGUCGGGCGCGCGCUCUGUCACCGGGCGGGCGGAGUUCCCGGCGCGUCGCGCGCUUCAAAGCGCAAGCUCGGAGAAAAAGCCGCGGGACUUUUCCGCCAGCCAGCCUUUCCAGUGCCAGUGCGCUCACGAGCAGGGCAGUGCGUACGCGGAACAUCAAGACACGACUAUUUACAAGCAGUCUGACAAAAAAAAAUAAAAAAAAAUAUGGAUACGUUAACCGGGGGAUACUGAAUUUCCCAAAUAAAUUUGGUUGAAGUGCAGGAUUUGGGAAGAGGAUGAGCGUAAGAAUACACAUGCCAUAGACUCAUUCAGCACGGACCGGUGGUGUGAAAAUCCUCGUGCGCUUUUUUUUUGUUUUUGUUUGGUUUUGUGUGUGUGUGUUUGUGUUGUCCUCGCAAUGCUGGUUCGCCGUAGCGGCCCCGUGUCGUGCGCUCGCGCUCCAAGGCGCGGACACAAGCGUGUGGACAGCGAUGAGACCGCAGCCAAAAGCCCGAGACUGAGCGAGUGUAUCGGUGGAGACACGGCUCUUUUCCUAGCCGCCUCUCCACUGUCUCCGCGCAGCGGGAGCGCAGAGUCGGUGUGCGCGGCAGCGGGGCCGUCCCGCAUCGGCCAGUUCCUGCUCCUGCCCUCCGUGGACCCGAGUGCCGCACACAGCGCGUGGGACAUGGACACCGGCGAGGAGCUCGUGUGCAAGGUGUUUGAAAUGGGCCAGUACCAAGAGAAGAUCAGAGCCUACAGCGUGCUGCCAAGACACAGGAAUAUCGGCCAGAUCAAAGACAUCAUCCUCGGCGAACGCAAGGCCUACGUGUUUCAAGAGAAGGACUACGGCGACAUGCAUACUUUUGUGAAGAGCUGCAAGCGUCUGCCUGAAGAGCAAGCCUCAAAGCUGUUUUAUCAGAUAGCCUCCGCAGUGGCCCACUGCCACCAGAAUGGCAUAGUGCUGGGAGACCUGAAGCUCCGCAAGUUUGUGUUUGCGGAUGAAAAAAGGACCCAUUUGAAGCUAGGAGGUCUGGAGGACUGUCGGAUCCUGAGCGGUGAGGACGAUUCCGUUUCAGACACGCACGGCUGCCCAGCUUAUGUCAGUCCAGAAAUUCUGAGUGGUGGAGGCAGCUACUCAGGGAAGCGAGCGGAUGCCUGGAGCCUAGGCGUCAUGCUCUACACAAUGCUGGCAGGCCGCUACCCGUUCCAUGACUCAGACCCAGCCACGCUCUUCUCCAAGAUACGGCGUGGUGCCUACGGCCUGCCCGAGGGCCUCUCCGCACGGGCACGCUGCCUCAUACGAAGCCUCCUGCGCAGGGAGCCCAGUGAGAGGCUGAGCGCCGCCGACGUGCUCCUCCACCCAUGGUUCCGCGGUGGCUCCGAACACGAUGUGGAUGAACAAGACGCUGGCUUGGCUGAGCAGAGAGUGCCUCACGUGCACGUGGAGUUGAACGAGCAUCUCUUCUGCUGACAAAAACUUCUCAAUGGCUCUGAUUUGGACCAAAAUUGGAAGGUUUCUAUAAUUGGAGCAGCUCUUUUCCUGACGAAACUACACCAGGGUUCAAAUUAAAAACUGAAUGGUUCUUUAAUUUAGAGCGGGACAAGCAGCUAUUCGGCUGAUGAGACCUCCGUAGUGGUUUGGCUUUGAGACAAAAACUCAGAUGUGCUCUUACGGGUUCUUAAAUUUUAGACUUGGGCACAACCAUAAUUUACAGGCUCUCAAAUGUUAGUCCUCAAUGGUUUGGAUUUUGGACCAAAAACCGUUUGACACACCCUUAUGGAUCCUUAAAUUUUAGACUUGGGAACACUUGUUAAUGUUAAUUUAUGGGUUCUUUAAAGUGUAUGCACUUGUGCGUGCGCUCAAAGUGCCGUAUCAUCUGCGUUAGGUUAAGAGGCUCGAUGCGCACUGGUUGGUGUACAAUGAAGUGAUUUUGGUGCUAAUGACCUCCUUUAUCAUGCUGUAUGAAGAGAGCACUGAGGCAGGGAAGACACAAGGCUGUCAUCAAGAUGACAAACCUCAGUCGAGUCCUGAGGACUCUAAACGUAUUAAUUAAAGAGGGGGAAGGGAACAUGAGCCUGAACUGUAGCUCUACUCACACCGUCCAAUACCGAGGACCUCACUCUCUCACUCUUUGACUACAACCGCACUAAAAAGAGCAUGAAUUGAAUGAAUGAAUUGAGGUGAAUGUGUGACAUCAUAACUCUCCAAAAGGUGCAAAAGGAGUGAAAAGAAAAGGUCAGUCUCUCACCUCUGGGCCUGUAAAAGCUUUUGUGGGCAAUAGUUGACCAUUACAACUACUAGUGUUGGAUAAACCCUUGUCUAAAGCAUAUUCCAUCUACUUUUCACACGACUCAAACUCAGGUCAUUUCGUGUAAUGACCUUUGACCCACGUACGUGUUAAAAUGUGUUAAAAUGUUAUGUAAUGUUAUGUUAAACUGUAGCCAGUAAGCAACUCUAUACUACAUAAUAUUUAAAUGGAUAUUGAAGGACACUGAAGGACAUAAGUAUCAUAUCCAUACUGUCAGCAAAUGCAACAUUUCUGUACUUGAAUUAGACAACAUGGUGCUUUGGGCACAGCAAACAACAGCGUAGUCUUGAGAGAGAAGUGGAUUAAGAUGAGAUUAUUCUGCAUGACAUGUGGUUGUUGUUUUUUUUUUCUUUCUUUCUUUUGAUCUACUGUAAUCCAAGGUGACUAAUAAACCCACAAUAGCUCCGCUGAAAGGGUAGAACCUAUUUUUGGAGGCUCUAAUGUUUCCUCCCCCUCUGUUGCGGGAAGUACUGUAUGUUACCUCUGAGGCGAAGUGCCGGGCUCAUAACAAUGUGAGGUUGCAAAGCGACCUGUUCAUGUGUUGACACGGGUGCACAAAGUUCAUAUUGCACUGUGAAUUCUGUAUUUUGUGACACGACCUCGAGGUUAAAACCACGAGGCCCUAACGGAAAAUAUUCAUGUGUGAAAAACGUGUAAAUAUGUACAUUAUAAAUGUGUGAACAGAUUGAAUAAAGAUGACCUUUUUUUUCCA
Messenger RNA from Hemibagrus wyckioides, 3318 nucleotides. It is a transcript of the gene trib1, whose product is annotated as tribbles pseudokinase 1. Gene Ontology annotation, cellular component: nucleus. Gene Ontology annotation, molecular function: ATP binding; mitogen-activated protein kinase kinase binding; protein kinase activity. Gene Ontology annotation, biological process: regulation of MAP kinase activity; protein phosphorylation; positive regulation of proteasomal ubiquitin-dependent protein catabolic process. The record is from RefSeq and is a predicted model, not a curated record. The transcript has 3 exons. Bases 716 to 1768 code for a protein of 350 amino acids. NCBI's taxonomy places the organism in Eukaryota, Metazoa, Chordata, Actinopteri, Siluriformes, Bagridae.